AUGGCGCUCCUGCCGCUCUCCUCCACCUCCGCCUCCGCGUCCGCCGCGCUCCCGCACUUCCGCCCCUGCCCGCCCGCCGCGCUGCUGCGCCUCCCCUCCGCCCGUGCCCGCGCGGUCUCCACCGGCUACGCGGCGUCCUUCUACGGCGGCUCGGCGAUGUCCGCGGCCGGCGGCGCCGACGAGGAGGAGGUCGGCAACGAGUCGGGGUUCGGCCCGGGGCUGGGGCUCGGCGGCGGCGGCCUCGGGAUGUCGGCCGCGCUGGCGCUGGAGGAGCGCGAGAUGCCGCCCUGCCCGCCCGGCCUGCGUCAGUACGAGACCAUGGUCGUGCUCCGCCCCGACAUGUCCGAGGAGGAGCGCCUCGCCUUCAUCCAGCGCUACGAGGAGCUGCUCGUCGCCGGCGGCGCCAUGUACGUGGAGGUCUUCAACCGGGGCGUCAUCCCGCUGGCAUACAGCAUCAGGAAGAGGAACAGCCGGACCGGGCUGCCGUCCACCUACUACGACGGCAUCUACCUCCUCAUCACCUACUUCACCAAGCCGGAGUCCAUGGACGCCCUGCAGCUGAGGCUCAACGCCGACGACGACGUCAUCCGCUCCACCAGCUUCAAGGUCCGCCAGCGGAAGGCCGUCUAG
Miscanthus lutarioriparius is the source of this 630-nucleotide messenger RNA. The record is from the annotation of a GenBank genome assembly. Lineage: Eukaryota; Viridiplantae; Streptophyta; Magnoliopsida; Poales; Poaceae.